Molecule: messenger RNA, 3099 nt
Organism: Ostertagia ostertagi
Lineage: Eukaryota; Metazoa; Nematoda; Chromadorea; Rhabditida; Trichostrongylidae
Source: the annotation of a GenBank genome assembly
CACAAUCCCUUCUCUAGUGGUCUACCAAAUGUGUCCGUAUGUUUUCAACACACUAUCCUCGUGUGGAUACCAACUGCCUUCUUUUGGGUUCUUCUGCCUUUCUUAUUUGCCCAAGCAUCGCUAAAUGGGCGUAGGUAUAAAAGCUUGCCUUGGAGUCUACAAUUAUAUCUCAAAAUGGGAAACACGACCUUCAUUACCUUGGUAUCUUUGUUCAUUAUGGAUUUAUCACUUAUACUCACUAUUUACGGAAGGAAUCUGGAAUGGUUUCUUCUGGAGUCUUACAUCUGUCGGCUGUUUUGUUUGCCGUUUGCGGCGGACCGCAAUUUUAUCAAAAUGUUAGACAAGGCAAUGACGAUUCCAUCUUAUUUGUCGUCUGCGCUAUGUAUUUCAUACCUGGUAUGGUACGCAGCUGUUAUCAUUUACGUUUUCGUUAUGUGCUGGGCUGAUCCACGUGAUUCAACUGAAAAGGCGCGAGGUUCUGCUGAAUUGGAUAGCUCCUUUUUCAAUCGCCUUACUCUGUGGUGGUUUAAUCCCGUCCCUUGGAAGGGUGCUCGCAAAGAUCUUGAGCCCGAAGAUCUCUUCGAAUUGAAUGAAGGAAGUACAACGAAGUAUUUGAGUGAACUGUGGGAAGAGCACUGGCACCACCGAAUAGCAGAUUACUACAACAAAAUGCGAAUCUGGCAAGAUUAUGGCCAGCUCAUUGGUUUCGUGUCUGAUCCCAAAUCCCCUCUGUGGGUUGGUCUUUCCUACUCUAUACUAAUGUUCGCGGCAUCAGAGGUCCGCUCAUUCGUUCUUAACUCGUAUUUCUACAUCAUGUUCCGUAUGGGAAUCAAAUUCCAAACCGCUCUGACUGCUGCGGUCUAUAAAAAGUCCUUAGAAUUGUCCAACUCUGCCCGAAGAGAUAAAACAGUCGGAGAAAUUGUUAAUUUAAUGGCUAUUGAUAUAGAAAGAUUUCAAAUGAUUACUCCUCAAAUUCAACAAUUUUGGAGCUGCCCGUAUCAGAUAACAUUAGCUUUGGCGUACUUAUUUUUAACCCUUGGUUAUUCGGCUUUGCCGGGAUUCAUUAUAAUGUUAAUUGCCCUACCGUCGAACAUUAUUUGUUCUAUAAUUGUGAAAAAGUGGCAGGUAGAGUUGUGUUCACGAUCGAUUCAUGCGCUCUCUGCUUUCUAUAAUCACAGCCAUUGCUACCAUCAGGUCCAACAAAUGAAACUGAAGGAUGAGCGAACUAAGAUGGUGAAUGAAGUUCUCAACGGGAUUAAGGUGGUAAAAUUGUAUGCAUGGGAAUUACCAAUGGAGGAACUCAUCAAUGAAAUAAGGCGAAAAGAGUUGGUUUUGUUGCGAAAAUCGUUCCUUGUCAGGAAUGUCAUGGAUUCUUUCAACACCGCCAGUUGCUCUAUUUUCCUUUGGCACAUAUGUGUUGUCGUCACGUCACAUGAGCUUACACCACAGGUUGCUUUCGUAUCCUUGACACUUUUCAAUCAACUUCGUUCUCCCAUGACCAUGAUAGCGAUGCUCAUAAGUCAAAUAGUACAGGUGCUCGUUUCGAAUCGGAGGCUGAAGGAAUACUUUGUAGCUGAGGAACUCGAUCUAAGUAUAGUAGAUAGAGAGCAGCGCACUGGCGGGAGUGUCGUUGAGUUUGGAGAUUUCUCAGCCACUUGGGAUGAAGGCAGUGAUUCACAAAGGACCACAAACACCCUCCAGGAUAUUAAUCUCGAAGCUAAAGGCGGCUCCUUCAUCGCUGUCGUGGGUCAGGUGGGCGCAGGAAAGUCGAGCCUUCUCUCAGCACUUUUAGGCGAGAUGGGAAAGUUGCGCGGGACAGUUGGUCUCCAUGGGGAUGUGGCGUAUGUACCACAGCAACCUUGGAUUCAGAAUAUGACGCUUCGCGACAAUAUACUCUUUGGUAAACCAUUUGACAAGCGCAAGUACAACCAAGUGCUGUCUGCUUGCGCUCUGAAACCUGAUCUGAAAGUACUCGCACACGGUGAUUUGACUGAAAUUGGAGAAAAGGGGAUUAAUCUCUCCGGGGGACAAAAGGCUCGAGUGUCCUUAGCUAGAGCAGUUUACCAAGAUCACGAUAUAUAUUUACUUGAUGAUCCAUUGUCUGCUGUAGACGCGCACGUUGGAAGGCACAUCUUUGAAAAGGUGCUAGGCCCAGAUGGACUCCUGCGAAACAAAACGAGGAUUCUGGUCACUCAUAGAUUGUCAUAUAUCAAAUUCGCGGACGAGAUUAUUGUUUUACAAGAUGGUCGCAUAAUUGAGAACGGCCGAUAUAGUGAACUGAUGAGACAGCGUGGUGCUUUUUACAAAUUCGUUGAGGAGUAUAAAUCGAGUUCCGAAAGUGAUGAGAACAGUGAAGGCUCAGGAGACUCUGACGGAUUGGAAAAAAGUGCAGACGACAUCGAUACUUCGAAGGAUCUUUCUGAUAGUGAAGAGAAAACAAGCAAGUCCGCCUUGACAUCGUCCUUCAUGAUCAAAUCCAGCGACGGUAAACUCAUCAAAAAAGAGGAGGUUGAAACAGGACAAGUGAAGCUCUCUGUGUAUCGGCUUUACAUGAAGGCGGGAACUUACUGGAAAUGCUUCUCAUUCUUUUUCCUACUGGCUGCUUUCCAGUUAUUCCAAACUAUGCGUAGCUUCUGGUUAUCCGCUUGGUCAGAUGAUUAUGAUGGUCAACAUGCUCAAAAAAUGGCGACUGGUUGGCGAUUAGGCAUCUACGGUACCUUAGGCACAAUAGAAUCGCUGUGCUUUUUGUUUUCAUUAGUGAGUCUUGCAUUUGCUGGACUCGCCGCAUCCUACAAUCUCCAUGCUCCAUUACUCCACAAUCUGUUUCGCUCUCCUAUGUCGUUCUACGACACGACACCUCUUGGAAGAAUUCUAAAUCGUUGUGCAAAGGACAUUGAAGUGGUCGACAUGUUACUCCCUACGAAUUUUCGGUAUCUUGCUAUGUGUAUACUCCAGGUUUUUGUCACACUGAUAGUUAUCGUGAUAUCAACACCCAUAUUCGCUGUUGUUAUUUUACCUCUCAUGAUUAUAUAUUACUUCUUUUUGCGUUUUCUACGUGUUCCCACUUCACGCCAGCUGAGAAGCUUACGAGAGAACUAA